CAAUGGCAAUAGCAAAGUCAGUGAGAGCAAGAGCCGUGGGCUUGCGCUCUUUACGAGUCUUAUGCGCACAGCGAAGCGUUGCCCGCGAAUUCUCCGUUCUCAAUCGCCCUCAACCAAAUUAUCCAGGCCAUAUACCUUUGACACCGAUAGAGCGGGGAGCUCUAGCAAUUGGGUCGGCUGUGGGAUCACUGUUGAAUCCUCGGCGGGGAGAUCUAAUAGCAACUGUCGGCGAAACCACCGCAACGCCAUUCUUCAUCUAUCGUCUCCGCGAUGCCAUGCUCGCGGACUCCACCGGCCGACGAAUCCUCCGUGAUCGCCCCCGAAUAACCUCACAGACACUUUCCCUUCCCUACCUCCGCAACCUGCCUAAAAACACCGUUGGGUACACCUACGCUACCUGGCUCGACCGGGAGGGUGUCAGCCCAGACACCCGCAGCAGUGUGCAGUACAUCGAUGAUGAAGAAUGCGCGUAUGUAAUGCAGCGGUAUCGCGAGUGUCACGAUUUCUACCAUGCAGUGACAGGCCUGCCGAUCGUGGUGGAGGGUGAAAUCGCACUGAAGGCGUUUGAGUUUAUGAACACGCUGAUUCCAAUGACUGGAUUGAGUGUGUUUGCGGCCAUCAGGCUGAAGCCGGAAGAAAAGCAGAGAUUUUGGAGUAUUCACUUGCCUUGGGCCAUUAGAAGCGGCUUGGCGAGUAAAGAGCUGAUCAAUGUUUACUGGGAGGAACAACUAGAAAGAGAUGUGAAUGAAUUGAGGGAGGAACUUAAUAUCGAGAAGCCUCCGGAUUUGAGAGACAUAAGGAAGAAAGUUAGAGAACAGAAGAAAGCGGCAAAAGAGGCAGUGAUAAAGUCAUGA
This is a messenger RNA of Coccidioides posadasii C735 delta SOWgp, 854 nucleotides long. It is a transcript of the gene COQ4, whose product is annotated as Ubiquinone biosynthesis protein. NCBI's taxonomy places the organism in Eukaryota, Fungi, Ascomycota, Eurotiomycetes, Onygenales, Onygenaceae. The record is from RefSeq and is a predicted model, not a curated record. Gene Ontology annotation, cellular component: mitochondrial inner membrane; mitochondrion. Gene Ontology annotation, biological process: ubiquinone biosynthetic process.